CGCCAACACAAUGGGAAAGGUCCAAAUAGGCAGCGGCCCCUUCACGCGUCAUGUCUCCAGUCAACGACAGUCGUUGAAGGUGACAUCUACUGUUAUAGUGCUCGACCAACUUACACCCCCAAACCGCUUUGAUCAUCAAUCUAAACGUCGUCGACAGCAAAAUGGUCAAGCAAGCCAACACCAACGAAGCGCGAGCAUGGGGAGCUCUCCCCUCACGCACCGAGAUGGGCUCGCGCCGCAUCUCUUCUGUCGCCCUGAUGGCCGGCCUCCUCACCGUUGCCUACCCUUUCGCUCCCUUCGGCUGGCUCCUCCCCAGCGAUGGCCCUGAUGUCCUCGACCGAUUCCUCGCAUGGCCGCUGCUUCUCGGCGCACUGUUCUUCCAGUGGCGGAUCGCGGGCGUGAUCGGCACACUCACCAUUCAGAUCGCGGACUUUGUGGCGGUAUAUCAACAUGCCAUGUACUGGAAAGUUGCGGGCUUGGAGGCAGUAUUGAUUGUUGCCGUCAACCUGGGACAACACGAGGUUUGGAGACGAUUCGUCGCAAGCGGACUUAUCGCAGGGCUGUGGGGUAUUGGGUGGGCUUGUACGCCGUUGAGAUAUAAGUUGGAGGCUUGGGAACACUUGAAGUGGAUUUGGACUGUCCUGGCGAUUGACGAGGUUCGAAGGGGGUUGGGAGGCAGAGCAGGCAGAGGACGCAGAUGGUGAGCGCGGUUGGAUUUUGGAUACAAAGUACCAGGUUUCGGAACGCAAAAUUAAGACACAUGGAGCGGCAUGGGCAUGUUAUUGGGAUUGUAUGGGGAAGGAAAGCCGAUCCUAGGUAAUCGUGGGGAAAAUUGGACUAGAGGCUACAAGUGAGCGACUCUUUACUCGAAACAGAUUAACAUUUUUCCAAACUCGUGGCACAUCGUUCUUUGCUUGCAGCUUAAAUUGCGCCAUCCUCACAGAAUCCCAUCAUGAUCUGAUGAUAUUGCC
Messenger RNA from Hyaloscypha bicolor E, 971 nucleotides. RefSeq lists its product as uncharacterized. The record is from RefSeq and is a predicted model, not a curated record. The coding region runs from base 162 to 704 and encodes 180 amino acids. The transcript has a single exon. NCBI's taxonomy places the organism in Eukaryota, Fungi, Ascomycota, Leotiomycetes, Helotiales, Hyaloscyphaceae.